Trachemys scripta elegans is the source of this 487-nucleotide messenger RNA. Its product is annotated as probable protein BRICK1-B. Gene Ontology annotation, biological process: actin filament organization; regulation of actin polymerization or depolymerization; cell motility. Gene Ontology annotation, molecular function: protein-containing complex binding. The record is from RefSeq and is a predicted model, not a curated record. The transcript has 3 exons. NCBI's taxonomy places the organism in Eukaryota, Metazoa, Chordata, Testudines, Emydidae. Bases 57 to 284 code for a protein of 75 amino acids. Gene Ontology annotation, cellular component: SCAR complex.
GCGCGCGGGCGGCGCCGCGUAGGCGGGGGGCUGGGCGCGGGGUGACUGCGGCGGCCAUGUCGCUGCAAGAGGACCCGGUGCAGCGCGAGAUCCACCAGGACUGGGCCAACCGCGAGUACAUCGAAGUGAUCACCAGCUCCAUCAAGAAGAUCGCGGAUUUCCUCAACUCCUUCGACAUGUCCUGCCGCUCCCGGCUCGCUACCCUUAACGAGAAGCUGACCACGCUGGAGCGACGGAUCGAGUACAUCGAGGCCAGGGUAACAAAGGGCGAAACUCUAACCUAACUGCAGGAGGCUGAUGGGGAGCUGAUCUGGAGAAGAUUGUGCGGCUGUGCCAGAAUUGACUGUCAGGCAUCUGAUUUCUUCGUUACUUCUCAUUAUUAACAGGACUUCAGCUUGUUUCUGCCCCCUGCAAUGCAGUAUCCCUGCCUUCAAUACAUGGCUCCAGGGUGACUCCAGAGGAAAUUGAUAAAAUGCAAAUGAGCGUG